GUAUGUGUCCUCUAUUUACAAUGGCCUCGAUUGACUCUGCGCGCUGGGGAGUUGGCCCGACGAGAAAUUCGGCCAGCUAGGAUCGCAACGACGAUAACUCACCACAGUUAUGCUUACGAUCUCGAUCGCGAAUCACCGUUAUGUGUCGCACUUAUCGUGAUUCGUCGUGUCUCGUGUAAUUACCGAGUUGAUCUCGCGAUCUUUCUCGUUCACGGGCGAACGACUGAUCUAAAUUCAGACAUAUGGUAAUAAAUUUGUAGCUGCGAAUUGUGUGUCGAUGCGAAGACCGGCAUUAACUUUUUUCGGCUCCUACCGUCGGACCUAACGGCGCGAAGACGAAUUGCUAGAUCUUAAUCUAAAGAACGGUAGAAAUCUUUCAUUGUCCGUUCUCUCGUACGCGUGUCGAAGUUCUUCCCGCGGUAAGGUUCGUGCUCGGUACGAUGUUACUUUUUCAAACGGGUCAUCGAACGAAGUAGUUGGCAAAUCAUUAGAAUAAAGUGUUUAAUCUUGAAUAUCGUAUACUCCGUAUAUUAUUAUAUCAUCCGCGAGAUGAUUGUGAAAUGUUGCGUAUGUAAAUAAACAAAAGUCAACAGCAGAACAUCUAGGCCACAGAGAUACAUUAACAGGUGAUAUUGCGAAAAGAAAGUGAUAAAAUGGACGAAAUUGUGAAAAUUUUGCGGUCAUGCCUGAUAUCAUGCAAAGGUGGUGUAAAGUUGGACAAUUUGAAGGCGGAUUAUCAUAUGAUCACGGGAGAGCCCUUACCAUAUAGAAACUUUGGAUACUCGACAAUCGAAGCCUUUAUACGUAAUAUACCUGAUAUUACAGUGACCAAUAGGAGUGGAGAAUUGUAUGUUGAUGCAUUACCUACUAGGACAACAGCUCAUCUUACAAAAUUAAUUUCACAUCAAGUAUCUCGACGAAAGACACGACGAAAACCACAGACCAAAAAAUGGAAUUCUCUUCGAUAUACUCCCAGAGGGUACUUACCUGGUUUUAAAAAUAACGGACCUCAUUCUGGAAGGUAUAACAAUCCAAGUCCUUCGAAUUCAUUCACUAGAUCGACACCUGGGAGAAGUAACUUAUAUACAGACUUUAGCAGACCUGUACCACUCAUGGAGAAUAUAGUACAAUGUCCGUAUCCCUUAUCGCGCAAUAAUGAGAAACCAAGAUUUGUCAUGGACACACCACAAGUUUCACCUAGCAAAAGACUGAAAGACAAAGCAACUAAUCCUAGCGUAUCGACUUCGACUUCGAGCCAAAGUUUUAACAAAUUUAAGAUUGACGAGAGAUUAGAGAACAAAGUAUUAAUUGAGAAUGCAGCAUUGCCACCACCUGUGAUAAGCUCAAAACCAAAGACUGUAGAACAAAAACCCCUGAAAAUAAGCGAUAGGCUUAAAAUCCCCUCGUCGUUGUUGACUAAUAAUAAUGGACAUAUCCAUACGCCUAUUAUGUUAUCUAACAUUUCACAGGUUGCACCUGUCAAUGACCCGCGGAAAGAGCUGGCGACUCGUGCUACUGCGUUAGAUCUACCGUCGCCGAUUUACAAAAUGUACAUGAAGAAAGAAAAGAUUGAUCCUACAAGGAUCACCAUAUAUGCCAGCGUUAAAGUUGGAACUCAUACAUUCCAUACUUUCCCGGAAGACGCGAAGACCGGAGAAGAAGCCGAGAAGAUCGCGGCGCGUUUAGCAUUAGUGAACUUAGCCAAGGAGUCAUCGAGUCCCGAAGUAACCACCGUUGAUAUAAAACUAGUGAAGGAGCGCAUACUAACGAUCGUAACCAGGCAUCAUAGCGGCGUCUUUAUGCAUCAAUUGCCCACAUAUUAUAACGAGCAAUACGGAGAGGCUUUACCGCAAGAUUGGCAGAGGAUUACCGAAGAGUGUGCGGAUAUCAAUAAAGAGAAAGGCGUCGGCAAUUCGACGAUCCUUUGUCGAUCCGAUCCAACGGCAAAGCGGCCAGAGGUUCACUCUCCGUUCCACGAAGUGCAUCCCGAUAACAGUUUAUCCAGUGAGAAAAUACAGUUGAGUCCGAUAGGACCCGUCGCGCCUGAAAAGUUGAAGAUACCCGAAGCGACUCUCUGGAAUGUAUAUACAACAUGCGUCAUAAGUACCGUCGAGGUAUGGGUCAGGCUCGUCGACGAUGACUACAACGAUAAUUUUAACGAAAUGACGAACGAGAUGACCGAGUAUUAUAAUCAGAUAAAAGAACCCGUCACGACGUCGACAUACAUUCCCGGCGAUUUCUAUGCGAUUUUCGAGGAUGAUUAUUGGCACAGAGUACAAUGCAUCGACUUUGAGCCGGAAAGCAAACUCGCUACGGUGCAUUUUAUUGAUGAAGGUUGCGUCGAUCAGUACAAGUGUGACAUGUUGCAGCCCUUGGAGAAAAAAUUCUGUACGCUCUCGGCCCAGGCAAUCCGAGUGGCUCUUCAAGGAUUGGAAGAAUUUCGCGAUUGCAGUCAGAUAGUCGCAGAGAUUGAGAGCCAGCUUUUGGAACAGGUGUUCUGCGUCAAAGUACACAGCAUAGCCUCCGAUGAGGACGGCACAUACGCAACGGUGACGUUUUACGACACCAGUAGCGAAGAUGACGUGGACAUGAAUAAUAUCCUCUUUGAAAAAAUCGUAGAAAAUAUCGCCGCAGCGUCCAAAUUGAGUGCUGGACAAUUCGUCGAGAUGUACGUCACGAAUAUGGACAGACAUGGCAAGGUUUACGCGCAAUUGAAUUCCGUCUUCAAAACGUGCCUGUUGAAUCUCAUGAGCAACGAGAACAUGUCGCAAGUACCCGUGCAAGUUCUGAAAAGCUCCGCAGUGAGGGCGAUUGACUUCACAAAGAUGUACUUCGUACAAUUGGACUCGCAAUGGUACCGGGCGAGAGUGACGGACGUUCAAAAUGAACGUCUGGUGACGGUGUUUCUGGUCGACCUAGGUCGAACAGUCACCGCGUUGCGAGCGAACUUACUUCAUAUGGAGAAAAUAUCGAAGGCUCUGCAGAGCAUCCCACCACAGGCGAUGCAGGUUUUUCUCUACAAUGUCGAUCAGUCGAUGUAUGGUGACAAACUUGUGACGAGGUUUAACGAAUUAGUCUCGGAUACCGAUUUGCUGAUCGCAAAGGUCUUCCGAGUCAUAUCUGGAGUCCCGCUAGUGCAAAUUUUCAAAAGGGUUCAACCGAGCAACAUGUUGGCUUCCAUUAAUGAAUCACUGAUUCACGACGAGGAAUUGACAAAGUCUAACGAAGACGGUAACAACAACAUCAAGCCCAAGAAACGUUUGGAGCACAAGAAUUCGCGUAUUCUCGAGUCCGGUAAAUUGAAUCCACCUACGAUCUCGGACAUCGGCCACUUCUUCGACGUUCACGUAGCAUUGGCCUCGCACCCAGGACACUUCAUCGUUCAACCUCUGAACAACAUGGGUGACAUGAGGGCGAUGAUGACUGAUUUGCAAAAGUGCUGCGAUGCAUACGAAGGACCGGAAUUAGAAUCGGUCAGUGAAGGCAAGCUCUACGCAGGAAAAUGGGUGGACGAUUAUUGGUACAGAGUAUAUGUUACCAAUAUCAUCAGCGACGACAUGAUAUCAGUAUAUUUCUGCGACUUUGGAGAUAUGACGAUAGUCCCGCCAAGCCGCCUGCAACCCUUAAAAAGCGAAUUUCUGGAGUUGCCAUAUCAAGCUGUGAAGGCAAAACUAAUCGGGAUACAACCGAUGAACAUGGAUUGGACCGUCGAAGAUUGCGUGAGAUUUCGCGAUCUGGUGCUGAACAAGAACUUCGUCUCGAUAGUCGCCGAAUCGAUGUUCGACCACUUGUCGCCGGUUAACGGUACUGUACUCGGGCUGAAGUUAAUUGACGUUAGCACUGAACAGGAUAUAUUCAUUGACAAACUAUUAGUGGAGGAGAACCGUGCCAAGUUUAUCCAAGAAGGAGAUAAUCUUACGCUUAGUUAGCUCGUUUCAAUGACCGAGGAUGAGUAGAAAUGCAAUUUUCGUAAUUGUAUCUUGUUAUCCUUCUGUAAUGACACGAGUGAUUGCGAUUCGUAUACAUUACAAAAGGAUAACGUAUAAGUAUACACAUAGACUGCAAUCGUAUAUUUCAUUGUCCGAGAGAAUGGGUUGGUUUUUUUUUUCUUUUUUUUCUUUAAUAACAUAGCGCACACACAAAUUCUGAUAUGUAAUAGAGUUUUAUUUUUCACAAAGGGUAAUUAUUUUAUUUGUUAUUAUUGUAUUCUCAUAUAAAGCCUUAUGUUUGCAAUUGCA
Harpegnathos saltator (Jerdon's jumping ant) is the source of this 4238-nucleotide messenger RNA. It is a transcript of the gene tapas, whose product is annotated as tudor domain-containing protein 7 tapas. The record is from RefSeq and is a predicted model, not a curated record. The transcript is spliced from 17 exons. The coding region runs from base 654 to 3929 and encodes 1091 amino acids. Lineage: Eukaryota; Metazoa; Arthropoda; Insecta; Hymenoptera; Formicidae.